Mycosarcoma maydis (corn smut) is the source of this 990-nucleotide messenger RNA. RefSeq lists its product as uncharacterized. The transcript has 3 exons. Bases 1 to 990 code for a protein of 329 amino acids. The record is from RefSeq and is a predicted model, not a curated record. NCBI's taxonomy places the organism in Eukaryota, Fungi, Basidiomycota, Ustilaginomycetes, Ustilaginales.
AUGUCGUCGGCCAAUUCUCCGAUCACCCAAUCGACGACGACGUUAUCGUCCAAUAUGAAACACUUUUGGCAGCAGGAUGCGGACCUAGCUAUCUGCACCACGUGUGGCAACCAAUACUCCUCGGAAUCAGGACCCGAAGAGUGUCUUAUCUGCUAUGAUGACCGACAGUACCCGUGCCCAACUGGCCAAACGUAUACGUCGCAGAAACUGCUCGGAUCAACAACGUCGUUUGAACUUGUUCCAGAAGAAUCAGAUGCUCGCAUUCUGCGAAUCAAGCUCGACCCUCCUUUCGCUAUCGGCCAGACGCCUAUCGUGCUGCUCACCCAGGCUGGUGCCGUCAUCUGGGACUGUUGCGGCUUUGCCUCUGUCGAACUCAUGCAGAGUAUUUGUGCAGCUAGCCCUACCGGCAAAGUCCACUCGAUCGCCAUUUCGCAUCCACACUUCAAUGCGGCAAGCCUGACAUGGGCCAAGAUGCUCAACUGCAAAGUCUUCAUCUCCAAGCUCGACCGCCACUGGUAUCAACGUGGCCUGAACUGCCACCCUUCUAACCCCGAUGUCCCUGCACGCCGACAGUACCUUGUCCAAGUCCAAGACGAUAUUUUCUCGAUCCCAGGUAUUCCCAGUCUCACGCUCAUCAGAUGCGGCGGCCAUUUCCCUGGCUCCAACGCUCUUCACUGGGAUCGCGACGCCGAAGCCCCAGCUCCCCGCAAACCAAGAGGCGCCGCUGUCUUUUGCGCCGAUACUUUCAUGGUCACAUUGGACAGGAAGAGGUUCACUUUCGCAUACAGCUUCCCAAACAACAUCCCACUUCCGCCGCGCGACGUCGAACACAUCUGGAUGCAGAUGCGCAACUUUAACUGGACGGCCACCUUCGGUGGUUGGUCGGGCCGCCACAUCCUGACCGACUCCCGAGCUGCUCUCUUGCGUUCUGCACGCUACUACGUCGAGAAAGAAGGUCACUCUCCCGAUGCAUUCGAGACAUUCAAGUAA